Messenger RNA from Triticum aestivum (bread wheat), 1176 nucleotides. RefSeq lists its product as uncharacterized. The transcript has 2 exons. Gene Ontology annotation, molecular function: protein dimerization activity. The coding region runs from base 185 to 871 and encodes 228 amino acids. The record is from RefSeq and is a predicted model, not a curated record. NCBI's taxonomy places the organism in Eukaryota, Viridiplantae, Streptophyta, Magnoliopsida, Poales, Poaceae.
CAACUUCGUGAGCAUCACCAAGAAGAAGUGAGAAAAGCAAUAGGAUGUGGAGAGAUUGCUACGGGGACUGGACUGAAUCAAGAAUUAUCUCUUCAAAGACCAGGUGACACUCGAUGGAACUCCCAUUAUAAAACAUUGUUGGGUUUGUCAAAGAUGUUCUCGUCGGUGGUUAAAGUUCUAGAAUAUGUUGAGAAAGAUGGCACAGAUACUGGAAAGAGGCGUCAAGCUAGAGAGAAAGGAUAAAGACAUUGUAAAUGCUAUUUCAGAUGUGGAAUCAACUAAACGGGAGUUAGAAAAGCUCAGAACCAAUGAAGGGUGGGAUUCUCUUAUGAGGAAGGUAUACUGUUUCUGUGAGAAACAUGACAUUCCAGUACUGGACAUGGAAGACGCCUAUGUUAACCCAAAGAAGCCAAGACAAAAGACCGGUAUUAACAAUGAACAUUAUUACCGUGUUGACUGUUUCUUUGCUGUUCUGGAUCUGUUAGGAGAAGAGUUUAAUGACAGAUUUAAUGAGGUAAAUUCUGAGUUGCUUCUAUGCAUGUCUGCUUUGAGCCCAAGUGAUUUAUUUUCUCGUUUUGACAAGGCGAAGUUGCUGAAAUUAGCUAAGCAUUAUCCCGAUGACUUUAAUCACCAAGAUAUGGUGACUCUUGAGCAUGAACUUGGUCUCUACAUAGAUAAUAUACUCCAUGAUACAAGGUUUUCUAGCUUGGACAAAAUAGGUGAUCUAGCUAAACUGAUGGUGGAUACAAGGAAGCACCUCUCCUAUCCUUUGGUAUAUCGGCUUUUGAAGCUAGCUUUGACUCUUCCUGUUGCCACUGCCACUGUUGAGAGGUUUUUCAGCUAUGAAGAUUGUGAAGAAUGCUUUGCGUAACAAAAUUGGUGAUGAUUAUUUGAGCCAUAGCCUAAUUUGCUUUGUGGAAAAGGGACUGCUGGACGAAAUUACUAAUGAAGUGAUUGUUGAUCGUUUUCAUAAGAUGAAAGAUCGUCGUGGGAAGAACGAAAUGUAAAGAUCCAAUGCCAUACACCUUUUGUGUGUUUACCAUCUCCAUUUGUAUUUUAAUGGCUAAUACUAAUAUGUGUUUUUUCUUCGCAGAUAACGGCAUUUAUAUUAGAAAUGAAUAUUCUCUUUUGCAAAGCAUGAACUGUUGGGAUAUGAAGUCUUUUUGUAGGCUCUGA